CAGCCGAUUUAAACUCAGGCAUCACUCUGAGGCCCCUCUCAGAGCACACACACUAAAGACAGUGAGGAAGUCUGAAGCAGGACAGAUAGGCUUGAACCAUGCCGGCGUAUUCAACCAACAUGAGGCUGAAGUUUCCAAUUGUGGCCUUGUUGCUGGAGACCGUCAUCAUCAUCCUGUACGCCGUGUUUGUCGUAUAUGAUGAUGGACAUGACCAUCAUUCAGAUCAUCAUAGCAGUGGAAAUAAAUCUGAAGUGGAAAACCCAGUGAAACUCUACCCUAUGUUUCAGGAUGUGCAUGUGAUGAUCUUCAUCGGUUUUGGUUUCCUUAUGACCUUCCUGAAGCGGUACGGCUUCAGCAGUGUGGGCAUCAACCUGUUGCUUGCCGCCUUUGGCCUUCAGUGGGGUUUACUGUUGCAGAAUAUCUGGCACCUGCACGAUGGAAAAAUUAGAGUUUCAAUCUUAAGCAUGAUUAAUGCAGAUUUCAGCACAGCGACAGUGCUCAUCUCGUUCGGUGCAGUUUUGGGGAAGACAAGCCCAGUGCAGCUGCUCAUCAUGACCCUGCUGGAAAUCACCACGUUCUGCAUUAAUGAACACAUCGUUGUGGAGUUACUGGAGGCAUCUGAUGUUGGUGCUUCCAUGACCAUCCAUGCGUUUGGAGCUUACUUCGGUCUUGCUGUUGCUCGUAUGCUUUAUCGCCCAGGACUCCGCGAUGGCCACACCAAUGAGGGAUCCGUUUAUCACUCUGAUAUGUUUGCAAUGAUUGGUACUGUGUAUCUGUGGAUGUUCUGGCCAAGUUUUAACUCUGCUAUUGCCGACCCUGGAGCUCCACAGCUCACUGCUAUCAUUAAUACUUACUUCUCUCUGGCUGCCUGUGCGCUCGCUGCCUACGCUACUUCCAGCCUAGUAGAGCACAAAGGCAAACUGGACAUGGUUCACAUCCAGAAUGCGACUCUGGCCGGUGGAGUUGCCGUGGGAACGUGUGCUGAUAUGAGCAUUGCACCAUUUGGAGCCAUGUUGAUCGGCGUCUUUGCAGGAAUCAUCUCUACUCUUGGCUUUAAAUUCCUCACUCCCAUCCUUGCAUCACACUUGGGAAUUCAGGAUACGUGUGGCGUGCAUAACCUUCAUGGCAUGCCUGGGAUUUUGGGUGGUCUGGCUGGCAUUGUAGCAGCAUCGCUGGAGAAAAAACCAAAAAUUACUCCUGGUUAUCAGGCUGCUGCUUUAGCUUCAUCUCUUGGUUUCGCCCUCGUCGGAGGAGCCAUCACAGGUCUUAUACUGAAGCUGCCAUUUUGGGGACAGCCACCUGAUCAGAACUGCUUUGAUGACUCUCUUUACUGGGAGGUACCUGAGGAAGAGGAGGCCGGUGAAAGUCUUACUCACACUGAUCACUCUAAAAACAAAGCAGAGGUUUAAAACUCUGACAUUGUGCUCUUCAGACAUAAAUCCGAAAUCCACAACUAACUCAGGCAACUUGAACAAUAUUAGUUAUUUGAAGCAGCUCAAACAAACUCUUAUCUCCAAAGCAACUUACUACCUAGUCUACGUGUGCAAGGAGAUUUUAGAAUAUUUCCCCAUAUUACCGGAAGUCAUGUGACUGGGAAACCCAUUUAAACAUGGAUGCUCCACAACAGACUGUCUCCAAUCGGUAAAAACACUGACACCAAUUGGCGCUUGGUUACGUCAACUCUGGUGAACUUUCCAAUUAAACAACUGAGCGUUGUUUUCAUGAUUGUCAUGGAUUGGUGCUUGUUGUCCAUCAGCAACUGGCAAGAGGUGCGUUUUUGACGGAUACCAACAUGUCCCUCCGACAUGUCUCCUAAUCAGAACUCAAUCACAGAACUGAGCUGUUGACAACUGACAAUUUUGUUCAUGCACCGUAGAUCUUUUGAGAUCCUGUGAUUUCAGCUGGUCACUAGCACAGAACCCUAAUAAAUAAGCAACCAAUGCUCCGUAUUUAACACGUACACAUAUCUAUCCCUGCAUUCUUUCACUAUACACUUAAUAAACACACAUCAUCCCCACAUGGAACUGCAUUUACAAACUAAAUAUGAUUAUGCGGCGAAAAUUUGGUUUAAAUAAAGGAUCCUUAUUAAUAGGACAUGUUCGUGAUUACAGAUUUAGAUUUUUUUUUUUUUUAAACUUUAGAUACUUAAUCCUUUCUUUACGCAUAUUGUGAUAUUAAGACCUAAGUGCCUUUCUAAAACUCUGAUCGGUCUAUGUAAAAACAUGUCUAUAUGCAUGCUUUACUAUUAGCUUUAUUUGAUUUCGUUACUCUUUAUUCCUGUCCAUGUUUGACACAGUCAGGAGCUUUUUCUGCUCUUGUUCAUGUCGGGUUCAGAUCUUUUGAGUUCACGACCUUCGAAAUCUGUUUUCAUUUCAUCGGCUAUUAAACACUUACAGAGUUUGUUCACGUGAUAUGAUGUGUCUCAAACGAUCCUUUAUGCACCUGAAUUCAAGCGUAGCACAGUGUGUUCUUACUAAAGGAAAGCAGUAGGAAUGAUCAAACAAAAAGCACACGUGCAUAUCUGUUGAAAUGAAAUAUCAUGACAUCACAACAAUUUGAAUAAUGAUGAUUUGAAACAGUUGUCGCUAGUGAACUCAGAUGUUUGGUCCUGAUUAAACAUCACAUAUAGGUGACUGGCUUAUAUGAUUAAACACUUUGUGCGUGUGCAUAUGUGCAUGUGUGUGUGAGUGUGAAUAGAAUUUACUCAGCAUAGUUAGGAUGUAGGUAGCUUGGCAGAAACACAAGAUAUUAGGCUAUAAGGAUAAAAAUGUAACAAUUAUUUCAUUAAUAAAUGUUUUUUUUUUUUAUACAA
Molecule: messenger RNA, 2812 nt
Organism: Ictalurus punctatus (channel catfish)
Lineage: Eukaryota; Metazoa; Chordata; Actinopteri; Siluriformes; Ictaluridae
Gene: rhag
Product: Rh associated glycoprotein
Exons: 10
Coding region: 99-1409 (436 amino acids)
Biological process (GO): ammonium homeostasis; ammonium transmembrane transport
Cellular component (GO): plasma membrane
Molecular function (GO): ammonium channel activity
Source: RefSeq, a predicted model, not a curated record